CUGCCCCCCCUGCUGCACCCACCGUGGGUGCCGGGAAGCCUGCACCCCCCCCCCCCCCCCCCCGGCACCAACAGCAGCGCCUGCACCAACGGGGGCACCUGCACGGGUCGUGGGAGCAACCCCCUGGGGCCGCACUGUGACACUCCCAGCCCAGGACAGCCACUGGCAGUACUGGAAGUGGUGAUGGGCCUGGUGGCGCCAGCAGCAGCACUGGCAGCACCAGUGGUGGCCCCGGUAGCGGUAGCGGCCCCAGCAGCACCAGCGGUGGCACCGGCAGCAACAGCCCCUGAAGCCCCGGUGCCGGCAUCGGCGCCAGCGUCUCCGGCGUCGCUCCCAGCUGCGGGGCGGUUGGUGAUGCCGGAGCCUCUCCCGGAGGUGCCGCCAUCCCCGUGCGCCCUCGGUCCCUGCUUCAACGGCGGCGCCUGUGCCCCCGACCCGGCUCCCGGCGCCGGCUACACCUGCCGCUGCCCCCCCGGCUUCCGCGGCUCCAACUGCGAUGCCACGCACCUCUGCCUGCACGGUGGCCAAUGCCGGGACUUGGGUCGCGGCGCCAUUUGCAAAUGCCGGCCGGGUUUUUCGGGGCGCCGGUGCGAACGCAACGCCGACGACUGUACCCCCAACCCCUGCGCCAACGGCGGCACGUGCCAGGACGGCGCCACUGCCUUCACCUGCUCCUGCACCCUCGGCUACGCCGGCGCCGAUUGCGACGCCUGCGCCUCCGGACCCUGCUUGCACGGUGCCACUUGCUACACCCACUUCUCCGGCCACGUCUGCGCCUGCCCCCCCGGAUUUAUGGGGUCCCGCUGCGAGGAGGAGGUUGGGGGACCCCCCCCAGCCCCCCAGCGCCGCCCCCCCGUGCCCCUCGCCUGCGCCCUCCCCCGCCCUGGUGUGGGGCUGGCACUGGCAGCGUGGCGGGAGAGGCUGCUGGGGGAGAGGCUCAACAUCGAUGGCCUCCUGGUUUACUUCCCUUACGACUACAUCUACCCUGAGCAGUUCUCCUACAUGUUGGAGCUCAAGAGGACCUUGGACGCCAAGGUACAGCGGGAUCUGGCGGCCCCGGGCGGGCUGGGAUCCACCCACCCCUGAGGACGUCCCUGCCGGGGUGACGCCGCUGCUCUGACA
Messenger RNA from Aquila chrysaetos chrysaetos, 1122 nucleotides. Its product is annotated as delta-like protein C. Gene Ontology annotation, biological process: establishment or maintenance of epithelial cell apical/basal polarity; heterophilic cell-cell adhesion. The record is from RefSeq and is a predicted model, not a curated record. Gene Ontology annotation, molecular function: calcium ion binding. NCBI's taxonomy places the organism in Eukaryota, Metazoa, Chordata, Aves, Accipitriformes, Accipitridae. Gene Ontology annotation, cellular component: protein-containing complex; plasma membrane.